ACCGUAUUGUGGUUUACUUGCUUGAACGUGAUUUGUUUUCUUGCUUUCAACUCUUUAAAGUAAAAGUUACGAAUAAACACAUAUUUAUGCCGUUACGUGCUUAUCAAAAUAAAUGUGUGUUAACUGAGAAGUAGUUUGUCAGUCUGUUGUGGAUCUAGGAUAACAGUAACAAAAUAGUGUAGUAAAAUGAAUACGAAUGAGAAUAAUAAAUCGCGUAUUAAAAAUGAUCACAUCUUGACUGUACUAGUUUGUGCUAUAGCAAUACCUCUAUCUAUGUCUUUAUGGAUAAUUAAUUUAAUAUAUAGUAAAUAUAUAGCUAAGAAUGCAGGAUUUGAUGAGCCUGUGGUAAUAUCACCUGCUCGCUGGCUGGCGGCAUGCUUCAUCCCCAUCAUGAUAGCCUUCUACGGCUACAGAAAAAAUAGCCUCAACGUAAGCGGAGCCACACUUGGUUUCUUCGUGGGAUUUGUGUUAACACUGAGCAAUUUUUGCUUCCUAGCAACACUGUUUACAUUCUUCAUAUCUUCAUCUAAAGCAACCAAAUUCAGACCACAUUUAAAAAGGAAAAUUGAGGAGGAUUUCAAAGAAGGUGGCCAGAGGAAUUGGAUCCAAGUUUUGUGCAAUGGUGGCAUGGCAACACAGCUCGGGAUACUUUACCUGAUGGAUGUUGGUGCUGCUGAGAAACCCAUCGACUUUUUUAACUACUACAGAGCAUCUUGGCUAUCUAUGGGAAUCCUUGGUGUAUUCUCCUGUUGUAACGGUGACACGUGGGCCUCCGAGCUAGGCACCGUUUUAGCCAAAUCUGAGCCCUUCCUAAUAACCUCCCUCAAACGAGUUCCACCCGGCACUAAUGGCGGUGUCACAAUCAUAGGCACUUUGUUCAGUAUAAUUGGCGGCACUGUCAUAGGAAUAUCGCAGUAUCUGGCGAUUUUGUCCUUUUCUGACAAGGCGUCGUGGGAGAACGCCCCGCCCCAGUGGCCCAUUAUUUUAUUUGGAGCCCUAGCUGGAUUUCUGGGCAGCUUAAUUGAUUCUCUUAUGGGAGCUACCUUGCAAUACUCGGGGUUAGACAAAGACGGCAAGAUUGUGUCGCACUCCUCCAAAACAGUGAAGCAUAUAAGCGGUAGAAACAUUCUGGACAACCACAGUGUAAACCUCAUUACCACCGUAAUCAUGGGUCUACUUAUGCCUUUUAUAAGUAAAACUUUAUGGCCAAUAAUAUGAUAUAUUUAAAACUGACAAAGUACUACAAAUAAGAUCAGCAGAACAAUGCAAUACUAAAUACUGGGCAUACUAUUACUAAUUUUUAUUUAAUUUAAUGUAUUAGGGCUUUUCUCAGAAAAUGAUUUGAGAAUAAAAUUGUGCUUAUAAUAAACAAGUCACAGUACAGCCCGUACAGUCAACCAAUUAAAUAUUGUGCUACUUGGGACCUUGCCACAAUGACCUUGUAUACUACUAUGAGUAUUACAAUGAGUGAUGUGGCAAGAGGUUGACUGUAUUUUGUUUUUGUUAAGGGGAAAAUUAAACUUUUACUCAAGAAGCAGCUAUGUGCAGAAAUUUUUAUACCAGUCAAAAAUCGAGUCAUGUUUUUAGAAUUAAUACAAGUAAGGUUUUAAGAUAACUGGACAUACUUAUUAUAAUUAUUGGAUGUACAUGUAUCGUCAAAAAUGGUAGGUGCAUUUUUUGCGGGUUUUCUGGUUCUCAUUGUACAAUCAGGGACAUUCGCGGUGAACUUUUAAACGUUUUUUCUUGCAGGCGGUCAGGCGAUAACAUAAAAGUGAUGACCAAUAGCAUGGCACUUGUGAAUGUGGGUGUCGAAAAACAAGGUUAGCUCAGGUAAAGUUUAUUGCAGUUCAUUGUCUUUGUGACGACCGGCAUUGGCAAAUUGAGAUAAGGAAUCCUAAAUGCAUCCUAAUUGAUUAAUUGAUUAUCUUUCUGGGGAGGCGAAGUUUAGCCUAAACAACAACAACUAAAAAACUGUUGUUUGUCUCGUCAUUACCUGCUUUUGCCCUUUUCAUUAUUAAGAUAAAGAAUUUUAAAUGCAUCGUAAUUGGUUAUCUCAUGGGAGGCGUAGUUUAGCUCGCUCGUAAGGUAAAUUUUCUGAACUGAUUCACCGCGAAUGUCCCCGAUAGUACAGUCGAGUUCGCAAACAUCUAAACAUCUUUACAUUCUUUACAAGACAACGUUCCAAAAAUAUUCCACGACCUAGUGGUCGACAAGUGGCAGUGUCUGAGGGUGGUAUUCCACUUGUCCAAUAUUUGAUCAAAUGUGCAUUCCGUCUAACUUUCUCAUAAAGCAAAAUGUGAGACGCAAAUACAAAUUUGAUCAAAUAAUGGACUGUAAUAUAUUAUUCUCGAGAAUUUGACCGUACUAACUACAUAAUUGAUGAAUGUUAGACCUUAUACUAGGUGUAACGAAAAUAGCGGGGAUCCGUCUAAGGGCGUAUUUGGUAUCGUGUUCUGAUUAGGAAAAAGUAGAAGAAAUUUUUUUUGACGACACUUUCCCUUAAACAGAUCCCCACUUUUUUUUGUUACACCUUGUAUUGUUGCAAUUAGGCGUAUGAAUGGUCAGUUAUUUGUGUGGACGACAGUAAAUUUAAUUAUAAAUUAUAAUAUUUAUGGUGUUAGGUACAUUUUCUAACCAAUACCAGGCAUGGCUCACUCCGCGAUUUCGGUGUCUGUUUUGGUGUCUAGCCAUAGUAGUUGCCUGCUCGCACUUGCGCCACCUUGCGGUCAUAUGUGUCAUAAUUGACGCGUUUUGUUAGAGAGUGAACCUUCUGUACCUAGUACUAUUAUUUAUUCUUUGCCAAUACCUAGAUAGUUAUAGGCGGAACCUGUAUACUAAAGUAA
This is a messenger RNA of Cydia strobilella, 2843 nucleotides long. Its product is annotated as transmembrane protein 19. The record is from RefSeq and is a predicted model, not a curated record. Bases 187 to 1218 code for a protein of 343 amino acids. The transcript is spliced from 5 exons. NCBI's taxonomy places the organism in Eukaryota, Metazoa, Arthropoda, Insecta, Lepidoptera, Tortricidae. Gene Ontology annotation, cellular component: membrane.